This is a messenger RNA of Solanum stenotomum, 504 nucleotides long. RefSeq lists its product as uncharacterized. The record is from RefSeq and is a predicted model, not a curated record. The coding region runs from base 1 to 504 and encodes 167 amino acids. Lineage: Eukaryota; Viridiplantae; Streptophyta; Magnoliopsida; Solanales; Solanaceae. The transcript is spliced from 2 exons.
AUGUCCCCAUAUCAGCUAGUUUUUGGUAAAUCAUGCCAUUUACCUGUUGAGCUAGAACACAAAGCCUUAUGGGCAUUAAAAGUUCUGAAUUUAGAUUGGAUAAAGGCUUCAAGGGAGAGGUUGGACCAGUUAAAUGAAAUAGAUGAGUUCAGGCUCAGAUCUUACGACAGCUCAGCCAUUUACAAAGAGAAAAUAAAGAAAUGGCAUGACACACAGAUAGUCCAGAGGGAAUUCAAUGUGCGAGAUUGGGUGUUAUUGUACAACUCACGACUAAGGAUAUUCCUAGGGAAGCUAAAAUGCAAAUGGUCUGGGCCUUUCAGAGUGACACGAGUGUUCACCAAUGGUGCCAUAGAAAUUGAAGAUAGAAGCGUGGAUAGUGAACGAACAGUGCAAAUAGGGGCACCACAAGUCCAUUCAACGACACGCAGAAAGAAUUGGCAAGCUCAGGACAUCUUUGGAGAACCGCGGAUUGAUUCGGUGAUCGCACUAUUAAUCGUCAUUUGA